Molecule: messenger RNA, 601 nt
Organism: Lasiosphaeria miniovina
Lineage: Eukaryota; Fungi; Ascomycota; Sordariomycetes; Sordariales; Lasiosphaeriaceae
Exons: 1
Coding region: 181-564 (127 amino acids)
Source: RefSeq, a predicted model, not a curated record
AGGAGCUUGGCGACGCGCAGCUUGCGGCGGUGUGCCAAUGCUGGCUUGGAUAUGCCGUAGCUCCGCCUCAGGCAGGCGCGUGACGUCCCUGCCGUCACCAGCUCAAGCGCGUUAAUCAGCCGGGCGUGGCGCCGUCGAUAGCGCGUACGAGCUGGGCCGUAACAGGGAAGGUCUUGAAGAAUGCUUUACUGCCUUUCGCCGGUAGCUACUGUACUCUUCCCGCUAUUUGCAUUAUUACAACUCUGCCAUAUCUCUGAUCUAGCGCCACCCAGCUUUCUGGUCAUGACGUCCUUAUCGCAUGGCGAGUCGGUGCUGGGGGAGCCGCAAAGCUCACUCCAAGUCCGCAGGGACGCAGCCCCGGGAGGGCGUGUUGAGAAUGGCCGGGCUCCGGUGGAACUCUUCGGAACCAAACUAAACCCCAACUGGCGCGUGUGCCGUGGGUGGCAACCGGCGUAUCCGUCUCGAGCCGUCGCGUCACGUAAUGGCCAGAGAGUGCCGGUGCCUCCGGGGUUGUGCAAGGCAUAUAAGCGGAACUGUGGCAUGAGGCGUCGAUCUUUGAGGUAGCGUGGUCAGACACAGGCGCCGCGGAUUGCGUCGCGUG